Phragmites australis (common reed) is the source of this 1498-nucleotide messenger RNA. RefSeq names its product ultraviolet-B receptor UVR8. The transcript has 8 exons. Bases 83 to 1303 code for a protein of 406 amino acids. NCBI's taxonomy places the organism in Eukaryota, Viridiplantae, Streptophyta, Magnoliopsida, Poales, Poaceae. The record is from RefSeq and is a predicted model, not a curated record.
UGAUCGUUUGUGCUGCUAAUCGGACGGUUGGCGUGGAGUUACCUAGCGCCAGGGGCCAAGGGGGCGGAAGGUUUUGGGAGGCAUGGAGAAGGCGGCGGCGGCUGCGGCGGCGGAAGAGGGGCGUGGGGCGGAGGAGGAGGCCGAGGAGUGGGCGUGGAGCUGGGGCGCGGGCACGGACGGGCAGCUCGGGAACGGUGGGUUCCAGGACCACCACCUCCCGCAGCCGCUCCUUCUCCCCCCUCGCUGCCGCGGCCGCGUCUCCUUUGUCGCCGGCGGCGGCGCCCACGUCAUUGCCCUCACAAGUGAUGGUGAAGUAUUUACUUGGGGCAGAGGUACACAUGGUCAACUUGGUCAUGGGAACUUGGACAACAUCCCUCAUCCGAUGUUUGUUAAGUUCCUUGAAAAUCGUACGGUAACGUGUGUGUCUGCUGGAUGGAACCAUUCUGGAUUCGCUACAGAUUCUGGACAACUCUUCAUGUGCGGAGAUGGUUCAUUUGGACAGCUUGGCACUGGUGAUAACCACUCAAGGAACUUGCCUUUCGAAGUACCAUACUUUAUUGCACGGCAUGUUGAGAAGCUUGCUUUUGGGAUGCGCCAUUCUCUUGUCCUAUUGAAAGAUAAUUCAGUGUAUGGAUUUGGCUCUGCGAGACGAGGACAAGUUGGUAAAUGUGUUUCGAGGAACCAAAAAUCAUGUAAUGUUCCCAGACUAAUUGAUGAUUUUCCAAACUGUAAGAUAGUAAAUAUAUAUGCCAAUGGAGAUCACAGUGCUGCAUUGGAUGAAUCUGGUUGUUUGUACAUAUGGGGAAGAGCAUUAAUUGGAGAACAUGACGAUGACCAACCUUGGGCGGUUUUACCCUCUUUGAGUAUUUCUCAAGUGGCAUUAGGAUGGCAUCAUGCAUUAGUUUUAUCUGCAGGGGAAUUGUUCACCAUUGGUGUUUAUCGCCACCAGAAGUGUGAUCCCCCUGUGUCAGGGAAAGCAGCGGUGCAGCAAUCAGAUAAAAGUGCAACAAGCAGUACUCAUGAUGAGUCAUCUUCUUUGUCAACUUUGGAGAAGGUUCCCUGUAUUGGUGGAGAACAGGUGGUGCAAAUAGCAAGUGGCACUGAACAUUCUGCUUUGGUGACAGAUAAAGGAACAGUCUUCACCUGGGGCUGGGGAGAGCAUGGACAACUUGGUUUGGCUGACACUUCUGAUCAGGUGGUUCCUCGGAGAGUAAAUAUAGGUGACAAGGGGCCACGUACUUCUGAUGGCUCACUUGGCGUCUACUGUGGGAGUGGAUUUACCAUUGCGGUGAAAUCCGCCUAGUGGCUGGUUAGUUUGUAAUGUAUCACAUUUACCUUUCGACACAGCACGCGAAGAAUAAACACCAGAUCAGAUAGUUUCUUGUGAUUCUACUAAAGGAAAAUGAUGUGCGCAGCAGGGCUGGGCUAAUGUUGGAUGGACCGCUUUACCAACUGUGUUUGUUUGAUGAAAUACUUGGGCACCUUUGGUUUUGAGCUA